UUGUUGCUUUCAAAAGGCAGUAUCGAAGGUAAACAGGAAGUUGCAGCUCGUUGACAAGGUGGAUAUUUAGCCAUUAACCAGGCUCGGGUUAGAAGGAAAUAUACCUACGACUACCUGUGACCUAGUUGAAUCGAUCAGGACAAACCAAGCCUGAAGGAUCAAAUAUUGACCGCCUUGCACAAGUUCACAUUGUUCGUGGAUGCAACUAUUUGUAUCGAUCAGUGGAAAGUUACACGUAUAUACGGGUAGGUAGGAUCUGAGUGUAUUGCUGACUCGGUCUACCGACAGGGACGAUCGUUGCUGAGACAGAAGCUUGAAGGACAUCUAUUUCAGACGUUGAUCACACCUACAGUGAAAAGUCAACCAUGCCUUCCUUAUCUCGGACGUACAAUGAGAUACAAUGCAGCCCGUCAACCACAGCCGUCACCGCCAUGAUAAGCCUUGUCCUUCCAUUCGCCAUGGUAGCUAUGGGAACCAUUCACAUGGAUAAUUGUCCUGCUGAAAAGUACAUUCCUAUCUACCUGAUCGUGGGAGGAUCCUUCACCAUCCUCGUCGUUGCAGUGCGCGUCUUGGUGAAGAUAUGUUGCUCUGGUGAAGGGAACACCUUUCUCUUUGACCUCAUCUCCAUCAUCAUAAAUCUCGUCUUAGGUCUUUUCAUGUUUGCCUGGUUUAUUGCAGGCAGCGUGUGGAUCUACGGCCUCCACACUAAAUACGACCCAACAGACAAGACUGCCGCCAACUACUGUGACAACACGUUUUACUUGUUCGCGUUCUGGUGCACCACGGCAAGCUACAUCCUGAUCGCAGUCAUGGUCUUCAUAGCCUGCUGCUGUUGUCGAAAAUAGUCGACAACACUCAUGUGCGGUAGUUGUAAAUGGUUGACUUGUGUAAUGAGCAGCGGUUACGGUGUUUGUAUUUGAAUAUAUGUCACAUUAUUUAAACGGCAAAGUCAAAAGUGUCCGUCCGUUGCAAGCUGGUUCAGUUUCGGAAAGAAAUUGCACUGACUGGGACAUCUUGAUUGUAAAUUAGCCGACAACCGCUUUUUGUCGGUGUCGGUGACAAUUUUUAUUGCGUUCUUGGAGGAGCUAUACAAAUAAUAUUUUUUAUCACAGCUCAUUUUUAGAGACAACAAGCAUGUCCAGCCAUCAUUUUUGUCUUAAACCCACCCAAACAAAACUUAGAUUUUUCUCGUGUUUGCAGAGACAACUUUCUUUAACACCUCACCCAUCCAGGACCUUCAUAUCCUUACCGAAAAUAGUUGGGAAACGAUUUUAAAGAAUAUGUUUUGUACGUUUACUUACUCUUUCACUUAUUCAAUUCCAGCUGCUGUAUUAUGACUAGUAUAGUCCUUGGUCACGUGAAUACACACCAGGAAGUGAUAGCUCUCACUCUGUAGCUGCUAUGUCUAGAAGUGAUUACAAUGAUGUUAAGACUAAGCAUUUCCCAUGGUCUUACUCUUUGUAGUAUGUCUUGUUAAAUGUUGAUAUAGGUGUGAUAGAAUUAUACAUCGUCAUACCCCCGACCUGAAAGGGUGGGGUUUUAUACGAGUAGUUACACCAGGGAAUUCCGUCCGUCCUUCCGAGGACAUUUUUUGUGCGACCUGUAAACUUGAACAUUGCUGCUUAGAUUCUUUUCAAAUUUGGUGAACACUUUUUAUACUAAUGGGGGAGGUGCAGUGCGAAGUUUGGUUUCAAUGUUUGGAUUUUCGUACAAAUACAGCUUUUUACAUUUUUUACUUCGAAUUUAUUUACUUCAAUAAUUGUACGACCUAGAACUUGAAACCUGCCUACUGGAUUCUUUUAGAAUUGGUGGUAUAGUUUCAAUACCAAUAGGAGAGGCUCCUCGCCAAUUUUGUGUUCAAUAUUUAUAUUUUCUGAAACAAAACAUAGCUUUUUCAUACGUUUACUUUGGUUUUGUUUACUGAAACAUUUGUGCAACCUAUAACUAGAAAUUAAUUCAAUGUUAUUAUCAAAUUAAGGGAACUUAGUUUAUUUUUUAUAUAGGUAUUUUCUGAAAGAAAUAUGUUUUUGAUGUUGUGAAAUGAGAAUUAUUUUUACUUCAACAUUUGAGCGACAUGUAACUUGAAAAAUACUUCUACUUCAACAUUUGAGCGACCUGUAACUCGAAAACUGUUUCUACUUCAACAUUUGUGCGACCUGUAACUUGAAAACUGCUUGAUGUAUUCUUUUCAAUUGAGGGUACAGUUUCUAUACCAGUAGAAGGAGAGGUACAGAAUGAUUUUGAUAAGUGGAUUUUCUUAGGAAAUAUUGCUUUUUUCAUGUUUUGAACUCAUGUGAUUGUCAACUUUGUAGUACAAAGUCCCGUUCCACAAGGCGUCGUAGCACAACGACAGCCAUUUUGAAAGUCAAUGUUUAAGUAUGGGAGUAUGUAUAUCAUGCGACACCUGAAUAUAAUAUUUUCUUCUU
Messenger RNA from Haliotis rufescens (red abalone), 2426 nucleotides. RefSeq names its product transmembrane protein 272-like. The transcript is spliced from 6 exons. Lineage: Eukaryota; Metazoa; Mollusca; Gastropoda; Lepetellida; Haliotidae. The coding region runs from base 366 to 845 and encodes 159 amino acids. The record is from RefSeq and is a predicted model, not a curated record.